Molecule: messenger RNA, 3531 nt
Organism: Ustilago hordei
Lineage: Eukaryota; Fungi; Basidiomycota; Ustilaginomycetes; Ustilaginales; Ustilaginaceae
Exons: 1
Coding region: 1-3531 (1176 amino acids)
Biological process (GO): regulation of GTPase activity; signal transduction
Cellular component (GO): cytoplasm
Molecular function (GO): phosphatidylinositol binding
Source: RefSeq, a predicted model, not a curated record
AUGGCGAGCGCUCCGGUGAGGCCGCCACGAUACGGUAUUGACAGCACCAUGGAUCACGCCAACGUCCACGCCGCGGACACCAACUCAACCGCCUCUCACGGCUCUUCAAGCCGCUUCGCCCCAGUUGGCACUCGAUCAAUAGGAACUCCAGCACCGGCACCAAUAGCUUUGGGUGAUGUUCUGGCUCGCUCCAACUCCGAUCAUGUCGCUGCUCUCGACCAGGUCUUAGCAGAGCGUAAUCAGUUCUGCCUCGACAAUGCGAAGCUCUCCUCCGAAAACGUCCGUAUCUGGAACCUCAUGGGCCGUAUCCGUAAGGAGAACGAGAUCCUCAAGGCUCGAUGUGCAGAGCUCGAGCGUGCUUAUGGCGUAGCGCCUUCCAACAAAGGCUCACCGCUUGGAUCAUCCGCAAACGCUGCACCGAACUCGCCCGCUGGCAAUCGGAGAAGGCUGCCCUACGGCCUCGAAGGCGAGAGGUCCAACAGCCCUCUCAGCUCUCCUCGUCACGGCCGACAGAACUCGAGAGGCGACCUUGAUCAGCGCUUAGCAUCUGCCGCACAGUCAGCGCCCCUCUCAAGCAGCCAACGCAAUCAGCAAGAUGCAAACAAUGCGACCUACGAAGCGGGUCAGUCGCGCUCCAACACCAAUGGCAACGGGUCCACCAACGUCUACGACAGCCCCAUCACCAGCGUCGACCAAGGGCCUUCCCGCAGCACCCAACCCGUUGACACAGGCGUCCAGCGAGGUUCCGUCGCCAGCAAUGGUCCACAAGCGUCCAUCAUGCAACAGAGGGCGGCAGCACAGGCCCAGGCACAAGCCCAAUCUAUGUCUCUUGCUCGCCCUGAUGAGAAUACUGGCUCAUUUGCCGGCCACGAAAGCGGCGACUUUGAGGCUAUCGACCGCAGUUCCGCUUCCGGCACCGAUGAGGGUCCUCACACCAUUACAAUGACCCCACAGACUCCUUCUCAAGACAAGCUGCGUGCCACCGCUCAGCAGGUGAACCCUUCACCUUCGGGUAUGCCCGUCUCUCCCUACCAGCCCUCAGUUGAUAGAGCCACCGAACAGGAAAGGUCGCUGCUUGCUUCUGGCCCCAGUCGCAACCGAACUGAGAUCACUCCCGCCAUGAUUCCGUCCUCAGCCAGCACCCGAUCGCUCGUCUCCAAGGUGGUAUCCGAAGAUCGUCUCACGCGCGGUUCCGGCUCCCGAAGGUCCAAAGAUGACGCCAAGAAGCGUGUUCUCGCCCCUCGUCUUGACUCAUCCUUGCUGCGCGUUGCUAGUGUAAAGAUCCAGGGUACCAACUACCGUUCGCCUGAUCGCGGCAAAGAGUCCAUCUCCUUCUUUAUCACUGUCGACAUCUUGCAUCCCCCCGCUUCCUGGGGUCUGAACAGCAUGGCUUCCGGCGAGCCGACUCCACCAACAUCUUGGACCAUCGAGAAGAGUUACAGCGACAUAGUUGGUCUUGAUGCCAAGCUUCGGAGUAAGGUCGGCAAGAAAGCAUCCCAGCGACUCGCCCCUCUGCCCGACAAGUCUCUUUUCAAGGACCACGCACCUGCCAAGGUGGACCAGCGCAAGGCUCUUCUCGAGAUUUACCUCCAGAGUCUCAUGGUACUCGAGCUACCGGACAAGGACGAAGUCUGCACCUUCCUCUGCACCGACGUCGUACCUAGCCGCAUCCAUGAUCCUAAUUCUUGCACCAAGGAGGGCUUCUUGACCAAGAAGGGACAGAACCUUGGCCGAUGGGUCACUCGCUUCUACGUGUUGCGAAACUCGUACCUCAGCUACUACGAGACGCGAGGUGGUGCUCAGAUCGGCAGCAUCAACAUCCGAGAAGCACAGAUCGGUCGACAGCAGAAGAGCACAGCAGGCAGCGAGCAGGAUGAGAACGCCUACCGACAUGCCUUCUUGAUUCUGGAAAAGAGGGACGGCAGCCAUGACGAGCCACCGUACAUUGCUCGACACGUCUUAUGCGCCGAAAGCGACGAGGAGCGGGAUGACUGGGUCGACGUGCUCGUCCGAGCCAUUGCCGAGCUAGAUGGAACCUCUCUCGACGAUUUGCCUUCAUCUCCGACGCAAGCGAUGAGCAAGAUGUCUCUGAGCCCAUCCACGCCGAAGCGUGAGACUGCUGGCUACAACGGUCGCUUGCCUGACUCGGCCUUCAGUCCAUCCAUGGACUCAUCCUCGCGACAAUUUAGUGGCGACAUGGAUCGAGGCGCUCACAUGGGUCAAGAUCCAAGCAGGACGGCCCGUAUCAACAGCUUGGACUCGACAGCAACCGGCAAGCCUUCCGCUUCGAUUGGCGCCACCUCUUUGCCACAGUCGGCUUCGCACCGCAGCUUCAACGAGCCACGGUCACCUGCCAGCAUCCGAAAUGCUGAACUUCAGGAUACUCCUGGCUCGCCUGGUCUUCGCAACGAGCCUCUCGGCAGAGGCAAGGCAUCCAUCAGUGGUCCCAUCAAUGGCGCUCCGAUUCCAGCUGGCUACAAGUUUGGCGCUCGAGAUGAAGCUGCCACCGAUAACAAAAAGGAUGACAAGAAGCGCUUCUGGCAAGGCUUCCGAGCCUUUGGUGGUCACGACAAGCACAACCGAGAGCCUCGGCCUGUGUUUGGUGUGCCUCUCGCUGAGUCCAUCGCAAUCUCAAGCAUUCACGAGGGUCUGGCUCUUCCUUCAGUCGUUUACCGCUGCAUCGAGUACCUCGAGAAGCGCAAUGCAUUCAUGGAGGAGGGUAUCUACCGUCUCUCUGGCUCGUCGGCCGUGAUCAAGACGCUCAAGGAUCGUUUCAACAUGGAGGGAGACGUCGACCUGCUGGCCGAGAACCAGUUCUACGAUCCUCAUGCCAUCGCUGGUCUCCUGAAGACAUUCUUGCGUGAGCUUCCCACGAGCGUCCUAACCCGCGAACUUCACAUGGACUUCAUGCGCAUCAACGAGCUGCAAGACCGAGUCGAGCGGGUCAACGAGCUUGGCCAUCUCGUCUCCCAGCUGCCCUUGGCCAACUAUUCGCUGCUUCGAACGCUUUGCAGUCACUUGAUGAAGAUCAUCGAGCACUCGGACGUCAACAAAAUGACCAUGCGCAAUGUCGGUAUCGUCUUCAGUCCUACUCUUGCUAUUGGUGCUGGUAUCUUUGCUCUCUUCUUGACCGAGUUCGACACUGUCUUCGAGACCGAUGCCAAUGGCGAGCCUGCCCCUAAGCGUAUCGAGGAGGAAGUUGUAGGUCUGGACCAAACCGAAGAAGGUCUCAGCACGGAUGGCCCAGUUGAGAACUCGAAGCGCAACAAGCGUAACAGUGUUCAGUACCGCGAGAGUCAGGCUGAGAAGCUGCUUGGUCUUGAGGGACGUAGCCUUAGCCACCGACCAGUCGAGGAAGACAUGGAAGGCAUUUCCGACGAGGCUGCUGCUGGAGGUUGGGCUGAGAACCAAGCUAAUGGUUCUCACGAGUUGGACGGUCAGCUUCCCUAUGACGAGCAGCCUUCGCAACUUUUUGGUGAGACGAAGCAUCCGAUGCACGGACACCAGACACCUUCAGCCAUUAUGAGCUGA